AGAAGAUCUCAGUUGAAUCUGACACGCCGGACGGAGUGGACCCAUAAAAAAAACCUCUUCGCCCGUCUCUGGCCGAAGGAUACUUGCAAACGGCAUUAGCAUUAUUUCUUCGGAAUCAUGAGGAACUGUGUUCCUCUUGCAGCAUUUAUCGGAUGCUGUUUAGUGAUUGCUGCGCUCGCAUUUCCCAUUAAUAAUGAAGAGGAAGCCGCGUUAUAUUUACAAAAAUUUGGAUACCUCGAAGAUAGUGGAUACAGGGUUGGUGCUCUGGUAGCACCGGAUACCAUUAAUAGUGCAAUAAAAGAUUUCCAAAGGUUUGCUGGUCUUAACCAAACAGGCGUGUUAGACAAUGACACAAUAUCCAUGAUGAACACACCAAGAUGUGGAGUCAAAGACAAAAUAGGACAUGCCGCUUUUGCCAGGAGAAAACGGUAUGCUUUACAAGGAAGUAAAUGGAAGAAAACUGAUUUAACAUACAGAAUCAGCAAAUAUCCUGAUAGAGUGAAGGAUAAAUCAAAAGUGGAUAAAGAAAUCGCACGUGCUUUUAAGUUAUGGAGCGAUGUGACAUUGUUGACUUUCGAGGAGAGGAAGCGGGGUCGAGUCAACAUUGACAUCCGGUUCGAAAGGAGAGAACACGGAGAUGGAGACCCAUUUGAUGGUCCAGGAAGAACUCUUGCCCACGCUUUCUUCCCACAGUUUGGAGGAGAUGCCCAUUUCGAUGAUGAAGAAAAAUGGACUUAUAAUGAAAGGACAGGAACAAACUUGUUUCAAGUUGCUGCUCAUGAAUUUGGUCACUCUCUUGGUCUGUCACACUCGGAUGUAAAAAGCGCUCUUAUGGCUCCUUAUUACAGAGGAUAUCAGGAAACGUUGAAGCUAGAUUCAGAUGAUAUAGAAGCUAUACAAUCAUUAUACGGCUCUAACGGGCAGCCCCCACCACCAGAAGAAGAUGAGCCAACUGGUCCUCCACCUGAUACGAGUGAUGCCUCAGAUCUCUGUCAAGAUGCCAGAAUCGAUACCAUUACAAGAACACAGAAUGGUAGCACUUAUGUUUUUAAAGGUGAUUUCUACUGGAAAAUCCUUCAAGAUGGAAUAGCCGAUGGUUAUCCGAGGAAGAUCACCGACGAUUGGGGUGGUUUGGAAGGAAACUUACAUGCAUCCCUGACAUGGUCAAAUGGGAAGACAUAUUUUUUCAAGGGUGGAAGAUAUUGGCGCUUCACAAAUAAAGAAAUGGACAGUGGAUACCCAAAACUAUUAUCACGUGGUUUCGAAGGCAUUCCUGACAUGCUUGAUGCUGCUUUUGUGUGGAGUGGCAACGGAAAAACAUAUUUUUUCAAAGGUGAUAAAUACUGGAGAUAUGACAGUAAUAGUGAUCCACCUGUGAGCGACAAAUAUCCAAAGCCUAUAAGUAAUUGGAAUGGUCUGCCAAAUGAUAUAGAUGCAGCAUUCCAAUGGGAAAAUAGCCGCACUUAUUUUUUUAAAGGAGGCCAGUACUACAGAUUCAAUGAUGUAAACUUUCAGGUCGACAGUGGUGAUCCGCCGUUCCCAAGAUCAACUUCGAUUUGGUGGUUUGAUUGUCAGUCUGUUUCUCACAGAAGAACUCCAACUGAAACAACGCCAAAUUCUCCUUGGCUGGCAUUGAGAGACAAUAAUACUGUUAUAAGAAUUGACAGUGAUUCUGGAGAUAUUUAAUGCAAAUUUUGUACAUGUUUUCACAUACUUCAUUUUGAAUCUGUUGGACUAGUCAGAUAUAUAACAAAGAAUGGACAGUGUCACAAAUGAUUCGGAUUGGUGCAUCAGAAAAAGACGAUCUUAUUUUGAAUAAAUUAUGCUCAUAACAUUAAAAUAUUCCAGCAUAAGAGCAAAUGAAAAACACGCAACCAUAUCUGAACGCCAAAUAAAAAUUUAAAUAUGUAAUCGAAAAUGUUUUAAUCAAUAAAAAUGAUUAUUUUUUA
This is a messenger RNA of Argiope bruennichi, 1949 nucleotides long. Its product is annotated as matrix metalloproteinase-16-like. NCBI's taxonomy places the organism in Eukaryota, Metazoa, Arthropoda, Arachnida, Araneae, Araneidae. The transcript is spliced from 11 exons. Bases 118 to 1686 code for a protein of 522 amino acids. Gene Ontology annotation, cellular component: extracellular matrix. Gene Ontology annotation, molecular function: metalloendopeptidase activity; zinc ion binding. The record is from RefSeq and is a predicted model, not a curated record. Gene Ontology annotation, biological process: collagen catabolic process; extracellular matrix organization; proteolysis.